Molecule: messenger RNA, 1106 nt
Organism: Odontomachus brunneus
Lineage: Eukaryota; Metazoa; Arthropoda; Insecta; Hymenoptera; Formicidae
Gene: MED4
Product: mediator of RNA polymerase II transcription subunit 4
Exons: 5
Coding region: 205-969 (254 amino acids)
Biological process (GO): regulation of transcription by RNA polymerase II
Cellular component (GO): core mediator complex; mediator complex
Molecular function (GO): transcription coregulator activity
Source: RefSeq, a predicted model, not a curated record
CCUAUUUGAUAUUGAAUGUCGUGCAUCGUAGGUCAGCGCAAUGUGAAUCCUCCAUUAGUACGGAACAAUACUAUUUUUAGCUGACUUGAAAUGACAACAAUACACAGUACGGACGCGAUACGGAUACAUUUAAAACUGAACAGCACUAUACAAGAGUGAACUAUACUACACAGAAGUAUAUUCAAGUUGCAUCUAUUGCUAACCAUGGCUUCAAAUAGGAGUACAAAAGAAGUUCUAUUAUCACUUAUAGAUGAUAUGGAAUUGAUAGCAAAAGAGAUGAUAGAAAACACAAUUGCUCAAAAACCAGCAAAGCUUUCAAGUACAGAACAUGCCCAACUCACUGAAUUGUUGGUUGCAAAAGAUAAUGAAUUAAAAGCAACAUUAAAACGAGCUGCUGAACAGGCCAAAAUUAACUUGAAAAUGGAGGCCCUGAAAGCUGAAGUAGAAAGACAAGAUCAGGACAUCCAGCAACUGCAACGACAGCUAAAAGAAGCAGAGCAAAUCUUGGCUACAGCAAUUUACCAAGCAAAACAAAAAUUGCAAUCUAUUGCACGUGCCAACAAGAGACCUGUUGCUUCAGAAGAACUUAUUAAAUAUGCACAUAGGAUAAGUGCAACAAAUGCUAUUUGUGCACCAUUAUCAUGGCAACAGGGAGAUCCCAGGAGGCCGUAUCCCACAGAUAUCGAAAUGAGAUUAGGAUAUCUAGGACGACUAAGUGAUAUACCUCUAAAUGGACAAAUGCUUGGGUCUCAUCCAAGCAUACCAUCAGACUUACAUAGAGCAGGACACCCUGCUGGAGAACCACCUGUUUCACAAUCCAACCAAUUUGCAUGGCAUCCGUCGGGAGAGAUUCAUAUGUCUGUUGGUGGCCAAGGUAGUGUGGCUGUGAAUACACACAAACAAGAAACUGAAGAUGUUGAAGUUAUGUCUACAGAUUCUUCGAGCAGUUCAUCCAGUGAUUCUCAAUAGAUAUAAAUUUAUAUAUUUAUAACUCUCAGUAGAUAUAAGUUUAUAUAUUUAUAGUUCUCAAUAGAUAUAUAAAUAUCUUUGUAUUAAACACUACAUAAUAUUUAACUUAAACAAUAAAAUGUGAAGAUUUUACAUAU